GAUGACACUACACACACUAACUGGGACCACUGAACAGUGUUAUUCUAUAGAACUGCAAUUUAAUGUGCACACUUCCUUAUCAUGACUUUGUGUAUAGUGUGUGCUGUCAGUAUGAAUAAAUUAUUUCUCAUAAUAAAAUUUCAGCUAGAUCAUAUCAUUAUAGGAUGAAUAAUGAACUCUUGGCUACAAGAAUAAUGAGAAUGUUCCCCUCAAGGUUAUUUCUCUGCUGUCUGCUGGGAAGUGCUUCUCUUGUGUAUGGACAGCAGGCUUUGACUGGACUGGCAGCAUCCAAUGAAUUCGGUGAUGGCACUGACCACACUGGAGAGAUCAUCUCAUUCUCUGAUGUUGGAUCAGGAGCUGAUGGUCUACCACGCCCCUGGCUUUGCUACACUGAAGACACUGGUAGUGUAUUGUGGCUUUUCCCCGAUGGGAGUGCAUUGCAAUUUGGAAGUACUUUGUUGGCAGUUCAGGACGAAGUGUUCAUCAGAGAUGUUACUAAUUUUGGCGUUGCUCUGUAUCGUGGUCCCACACACUUCAGUCCUGAUGGAGAACACUGCUGUGUGAGGAAUAACACAGCACUGAGGAUAUGUCUCACCUUCACUCCCUGCCCCACACUGACUCCCGUGUCUAAUGGAAUGAUUUCAUACGAUGCAACCACCAACAUGGCCACCUACACCUGUGACCCUGGGUACACCAUCAGUGGAGCUACUCCGAUAACUUGUAUGAGUGAUGAUGGUACUAGUGCUGGUACCUGGUCUCCAACACCAUCAGUCAUUUGUACAAUUGUGGAUUGUGGCUCUCCUCCCACCACUGGCAAUGGAUCUCCUGGAACACCCACCAGCACAACCUACCAAGGGACAGUGACCUACACCUGUGUCAGUGGAUAUGGGAUCUCCACUGGAGUCACCACAGCAAUGGCUACCUGUAUGGCUAGUGGGACCUGGGGACCUCUACCAACUUGUUCACUUGUUGACUGUGGUUCCCUGGACGCCCCCUCCAAUGGAGCAGUGGACACAUCCUCUGGAACCACCUUCAUGAUGACUGCUACCUACACCUGUAACACUGGCUACAAUAUGGUUGGAACUGUGACCAGGACCUGCCAGGCUAGUGCAAUAUGGAGCCUCACUGCACCCACCUGUACUGUGAUUUGCCCCAACCUUGGCGUACCAACCAAUGGAGGAGUGACGUACAGUGACACCACCAUCCCCAGAGCUAUGGACUCCACUGCCACCUACAGCUGUGUGACUGGGUAUGACUUCAGUGGGACACUAUCAAGGACUUGUGCUACCACUGGGUGGAGUGCGCUAAUUGGUGGUACUCCUACCUGUACAGUGAUUUGUCCCAACCUCCCUGUACCAACCAAUGGAGCACCACUUGUGUACAGUGACGCCACCAUCCCCAGAGCUGAGGGCUCCAUGGUUACCUACACCUGUACUGCUGGCUUUGAACUAAUUGGUACCUCAAUGAGGACAUGUAGUGACAGUGGAUGGGAUGGAACUGCACCAACCUGUAGAUCCAUCUGUGAUAUCCUUACUGUACCAGACAAUGGAGUGAUCAGCUACAGUCCAGACACCACCCCCAGACUAGACGGAGCCGUGGCUACAUACAGCUGUGAUGAGGGAUACAGAGUGUCCAGUGGACCUGAUAGAGAUUGUGGGAUCAGUGGAAAGUGGAGUGGAAUGAGCAUUACUUGUCCAAUUGUGGACUGUGGUGUCCCUCCUAUGGUUGCCAGUAGCACCAGAACAUUCCCUCCGACAACAUUUGGACAGACUGUCACUUAUUCUUGUCAAGACAACUUUGUGUUAUCUGGGAAUUCAACCCUGACUUGUAUGGCUAGUGGACUCUGGGGCACACCUCCAAUAUGCUCUCCUAUUUGUCAGGAUCUUCCCUCACCUUCUAAUGGAGUGGUUAGCUAUGAUACGAUGUUCUCCCCAAGACCAGGGGGGACAGUGGCCACCUACACCUGUGGCACUGGGUACGAUAUCUUUGGUCCCAGAACAAAAACAUGUCAAUCAGACACUACCUGGAGUGGAGGAGACAUUGUCUGUGAAGCAAGCUGUCCUGCUCUCACUCUAUCAAAUGGUGACAUCACUUACACCGUGGACACCUCACCUAUUCCAGUGGGUACUGUGGCUACCCACUCCUGUAGUGCCACGUUUGUGCUCUCUGGUGAUGCUACCAGGACAUGUACUAACAGUGCUAGUGGAGGAAUGUGGAGUGGAUCAAUACUAACAUGUAUUGGAACAUGUGAGGACCUACCCAGCAUCACUAAUGGAGUCAUUGCUUAUUCAUCGACCUCUCCUCCACGCACUGAUGAGAGUACUGCCACUUAUUCUUGUGGGAUGGGGUCUUUGCUACGUGGAGACAAUAUGAGAACAUGUCAAUCAGACCGUAACUGGAGUGGGGCUGAACCAUUUUGUCAAACCAUACAAGUGGUGAUCAGCCCCAGUGGUGUUUCAAUGGCUGGUCAGAGUUUCUCCCUCACUUGUUCCCUGAGUGGAGGGGCCUCUCUACAACCCACCCUCUCCUACCAGUGGACGAGGGAGGGAGGGUCACUCAUGACCAGCACAGCAACCCUCAACUUUGACACUCUCUAUACUUGUCAGACGCUGGUCAGUACAGCUGUCAGGUCAUCCUCACCUCCAGUCAGCUUGAGGGGGAACACACUGUAGCUGCUCACUACACCAUUGAGUUCAGGACACUCAACAUUCAACUCCGUCUGGAUGGAAUAACAAACUGUGAGGUGUACAUUGAGUCAGGAAGAAGUGCCAUAGCCAGUGACAUCACUACCAGACUAUCUCAAGGUGUUGAAGGAUUGUGUGCUUGUGGGUUCAGCCCCUCCCUUCUCACUGACGAGUUCAUCAAUUGUUUCGAUGGCUCUUCUAGUCAUGUGACCUACAGAGCUGUGCUGACUGGAACAGAGAGUGUAUCUGCUGUGGAACUGAUUUCUUUAAUUGAACGAUGGAUCAGCGACACUUCAAGCAUCAUCGUACAAAGUACCCGACUUGGUUUGACAAACACUUGCCCUGUGGUGAUCACUGACAGAGACAGUCCAGAGUGCCCUGAGGAUAUUACUAAUCGGACAACUGCUACUACCUCACCCACAGAGAGUGUAGUGGUCAAUGUUGGUGCAGUGGCUGGUGGGGUGGUUGCUGGAGUCUUGGCCAUUGCUGUGCUAGUACUGAUCGUAAUAGUGGUGCUGUUGUUACUAAGGCUACGGAGGUAUGGAUCCAAGGACAUGAGUGAUGAGAAGACAGGCAGCCAACCAACACAACUACCCCCAGUGGUGAUGAGUCAUCUCCCCUCCCAUGAUUACGAGGGAUUGAGCAAACUACAGGAGGAGGCUGCCUAUGAGGUGGUGGACCAGCCACGCCCCCCUCCUCCUGCAGACUACCAGCUCUCAGCCUGUGCAGCUUAUGCAUCCACUGACUGCAACACAGAGAACAAGUAGACACUAUAACAACAGUCUAGUUAAUCAAUGUAUGUGUCACUGUUUCAUGUAGUCGUAUUGUAGUUUUAGGCCACUGUUAGUUGCAUACUUGUUUCAUGAGAAUACUAGCUCGACCCGAUGAGGGAGGGAGGUCUUCAUUACCCAUUAUCCCAUUAUUUGAUGAUGUCAUAUCCUGUUUUUUUAACUGACGAAAAUACACAAAAGGACGGAGUCUGAACAAUAAUUACAUAAAAAUAGUUUAAUUUUUUUACACACUGGCUUUUUGGUGCACAAUGCAACUUGCAACAUGGCACAUGGUGAAAUAAUGCAAUGUCAGCCAAAAAAAGGACUUUGACCUCAAAUAAUAG
Messenger RNA from Halichondria panicea, 3798 nucleotides. RefSeq names its product sushi, von Willebrand factor type A, EGF and pentraxin domain-containing protein 1-like. Lineage: Eukaryota; Metazoa; Porifera; Demospongiae; Suberitida; Halichondriidae. The transcript has 15 exons. The coding region runs from base 165 to 2672 and encodes 835 amino acids. The record is from RefSeq and is a predicted model, not a curated record.